Nerophis lumbriciformis (worm pipefish) is the source of this 2356-nucleotide messenger RNA. RefSeq lists its product as uncharacterized. NCBI's taxonomy places the organism in Eukaryota, Metazoa, Chordata, Actinopteri, Syngnathiformes, Syngnathidae. Gene Ontology annotation, molecular function: DNA-binding transcription factor activity, RNA polymerase II-specific; RNA polymerase II cis-regulatory region sequence-specific DNA binding. The record is from RefSeq and is a predicted model, not a curated record. Gene Ontology annotation, biological process: regulation of transcription by RNA polymerase II.
CGGUACUGCUCAUUAAGUCCACCGGCAACGACGACGACAAAGGACGAAAAUACAUCCGUCGAGCCAUCCAUUUUUCCGCCGCUUAUCCCUCAACCGAGUUCGAAUCAUUUCAAAAUGUUAAAAGAGUUGGUCAAAGAGCGGCUAAUGGCGGCAGCCGAAGAAAUAUUUGGGCUGUUCGAAGGAACGAUAGCGUCGUACGAGGCGGAACUUUGUCGAACGAGAGAAGAGAACGAGCGACAACGACAACAACUGGAAGCUGCCUGCAAGACUCAACAAAUUGUGAUACAUCUUGAAGACAUUCAGCAGCUGAUUGGUCGUCAAGAUGGACUUCCCCCUCAGCCGCAGGAGGGGAGCUUUACAUUAACGCAGGAGGCUCCACAGUCCCUACAGGUCAAAGAGGAAGAGGAGGACCUCUGGAUCACUCAAGCGGGAGAGCGUCUUCUAGGGCCGGAUCUGUCUGGUGUCUCUGUGAAGAUUGAAACCCCUCAAGACAAACCACCUGAGUCCUCACACCGUCAUCAGAGUACAGGUCAGGUGCCUCCAAGCAGCAGCUCACUACAACACAUUACAAAAGACAUUGGAGACCACUGUGGAGGAUCACAAACAGACAAUCUCUUAGUUCUACUCUCAGACAGUGACGGGACAACGUCACACUGUCCUGAGGACCGCGACAACACCAAAGAACCUUUGAGCAGCGAUACAGACUGUGAAGUUGUUAUGAGGACUCACACUGACAACAAACACUCUGAAUGCGCUGAAAAGAAGACCGGUAAAAAACUUGGGAACAUAAGAAAACGCAGAGGAGAAAAAUCUUUCCGUUGUUCGUCUUGUGAUAAAGCAUUCCAUUACAAGUCAGACUUGGUAAAUCACAUGAGGAUACACACUGGAGAAAAACCUUUCAGGUGUGUAGUUUGUGGUGAGCAAUUUGCUCAUAAGUCCAAUAUGAAGAGACACGCAAUAAAUCACACAGACGAAAAACCUUUCAUUUGUUCAGUUUGCGGUAAAAGAUUCUAUAAUCAGUUAACUAUGGAAUCACACAGGAGAUCACACACAGGAGAAAGGCCUUUUAGUUGUUCAGUGUGUAACAAAACAUUCUCUCAAAAUGCAACUGUGGUGAAACACAUGAGAACACACACAGGAGAAAAACCUUACGGUUGUUCCUUCUGCAGUAAAGCAUUCUCUCAAAAGACAAAUAUGGUAUCACAUAUGAGAAUACACACAGGAGAAAAACCUUAUAGUUGUUUAAUGUGUGGUAAAAGCUUCUCUAAUAAAUCAAACAUGCAAAAACACAUUAGAAUACAUGGGAGAAAAAACUUCUAAUUCUUCAGUUUGUAGCGAAAGAUAAUCGAAAAAGUCAAAACUGGUGAAACACUUUAAGAACCGGACACAUGUAAAAUGCCAUACUCCUGUUACAUUUUUGUUAAAACAUUUUACUUGGCACAUCACACAUGCGGACACUCUGGGCUUAGAGGUAGUGAUGUGUGAUCGUAGUUUAGAUGACAAUAACGAUGAGUGACCUAAAAAUACAGAAAACGGUUAAGUUAAAAAUAGCAAGGCAACAAUCGUAGUCUGAAGGAAGACAGAGACACACUCACAUAACUCAGGACUGCUGGAUCGGACUGGAAGACCCAGGGGCGUAUUUAGUUAUUUGAGGUCCCAAGUCAAACUUAGUCAUUGGGGCCCUCCACAUAACAUAAACAUAGUAAUUUAGUAUUUUGUUAGAACUGUAUCAACACUUUGACUGUAAUUUAUAGGUACAUCAAUCGACAAUAUAGUACAAGCCAUUUUUAGAGACCAUUUUUAUUGGUAGCAUAAUUACACCGGAUGUGACGCGCAACACUUUAUUGUGAAGGGCAUAAGUUUUACUGGUGGAAAAGAAAAGUGCUCUUUCAACUCUUUAUUGUAACGCUCUUGUGGUCGACUUUGGAGAGCUUGACAAAUGUAAAGUGUGACGUGACGGAGUGGGACACAAUGUUGUAUAAAUAAUUGUAGAAAUGUAGCUCCCAUAAUGAGUUGUUUUUUUUAAUUUUAUUUUUGUAUUUAAUCUUUUUUUAUGUGUACUUUUAUUGUCCUUUGUGUGUUCUGUGUACAGUGUUAGUGACUUAGGAGUUAAUUUAAUAAUAUUUUAGAUAUAAGAUCUGAAAGUACUGUAUACAUUUAGACAUAAGCAGGGGCUCACCGCUCUCUCUCUAUUUCAGUUUGGCGUUGAAAAUGUUGAAGAGCCCUGAUUUUAAGGGUUCAAGAACUCAUGCAUCACAUAUGUGACACACGUUUGGCAUCAUACGGUUAACCCUGGAAGCUAUUGAAGAAAAGUUUUAUAUUUUUAAUAUUAAAAAAUACUCCUAUGAAGUUCCAU